AUGGGAGGAGCCAUCACUCAGGGGCCCCUCACUGCCAUCAUCUGCAAUGGCCUCAAAGUCUCUUUGCUGCUGCUGCUCUGGGUCAUUCUCUGCUGUACCUGCCAAUCUCACUCUACCAAUGUUGACUAUCUCUCCAAAUCCAGUUGCAACUCCAGCCCUGGCUCAUGUCUUGAGAAGGCUCUACUGCCCCAGAAGCCUAGCCAUGAGGAAAGCUACCUUGCUGUAGUCCUGAAGGCCUCUGGCUUAGCCUAG
Propithecus coquereli (Coquerel's sifaka) is the source of this 252-nucleotide messenger RNA. Its product is annotated as adropin-like. NCBI's taxonomy places the organism in Eukaryota, Metazoa, Chordata, Mammalia, Primates, Indriidae. Gene Ontology annotation, biological process: positive regulation of Notch signaling pathway. Gene Ontology annotation, cellular component: plasma membrane. The coding region runs from base 1 to 252 and encodes 83 amino acids. The record is from RefSeq and is a predicted model, not a curated record. The transcript has a single exon.